AUGACCUUUAGCAUUAUCUUCGGUCUCUCGAAGUCUUUGGCAAUGGUAAUACUUGCGCGCGCAUGUAUUGGUCUGGGGAACGGCAAUGUGGGUAUUACUAGAACCAUCGUGGCAGAAUUGGUCCCCGAGAAGGAGCUUCAGCCCCUUGCCUUUAGUUUGAUGCCCCUUGUCUGGACAGUCGGAAGUAUAUUUGGCCCUGCCUUUGGUGGCGCGCUGGCGAAUCCUGCGAAAAAGCAUCCUGAUCUUUUCGGUCGCAGCGAGUUCUUCAAGAAGUACCCAUUUGCUUUACCGAAUAUGGUCGCAUCCAUCUUUUUUAUUGUCGGAAUUGUGACUGGAUUUUUGUUUCUUCGAGAAACAUUAGAGUCGAAGAAACAUAAACGUGACUAUGGUCUGUUGCUUGGUGAUGCGUUGGUAAGCGCAUGCCGUGGCCGACGAAAAAACACAAAACAAUCAUUAGCUACUGACGACGAGAGGACACCGCUUCUCAACGGAGAUACAGCCUUUCCUUCGGGCAGAAAGAAGAACAAGAAGCAUGAAAUUCAAUCCCGAGACCUUUCAUGGGCAGAAAUUUUGUCGCCACAGUCUCAGCUUAUUCUCCUUUCGAAUGCCCUUCUGGGCUUGCAUAGCUUGGCGUUUGAUUCCGUAUUUCCCGUUUUCCUUAAUUAUCCCGUUGAAGAAUCAGGAGGUAAUAUGAACUUACCAUUCAAGUUCUCUAGCGGGUUUGGAAUAGGUGAGUAG
Uncinocarpus reesii 1704 is the source of this 738-nucleotide messenger RNA. RefSeq lists its product as uncharacterized. The transcript has 2 exons. Gene Ontology annotation, biological process: transmembrane transport. The record is from RefSeq and is a predicted model, not a curated record. Gene Ontology annotation, molecular function: transmembrane transporter activity. Bases 1 to 738 code for a protein of 245 amino acids. Lineage: Eukaryota; Fungi; Ascomycota; Eurotiomycetes; Onygenales; Onygenaceae.